This is a messenger RNA of Histoplasma capsulatum G186AR, 1832 nucleotides long. Its product is annotated as tubulin beta chain. Gene Ontology annotation, molecular function: GTPase activity; structural constituent of cytoskeleton; GTP binding. The record is from RefSeq and is a predicted model, not a curated record. Gene Ontology annotation, biological process: microtubule cytoskeleton organization; mitotic cell cycle. Gene Ontology annotation, cellular component: cytoplasm; microtubule. The transcript has 9 exons. The coding region runs from base 132 to 1475 and encodes 447 amino acids. NCBI's taxonomy places the organism in Eukaryota, Fungi, Ascomycota, Eurotiomycetes, Onygenales, Ajellomycetaceae.
CUCCAUCCACCACACACCACCACCUCCAACACCACUACCACUGCGAGAUACAUCUCCCAUCUACCUGCUUGACAUUCUGAUAUUGUCUCUCAGCUCUCUUCACUCCUCCAUCUCUACACUCACAACCAACAAUGCGUGAAAUCGUUCACCUCCAAACCGGCCAAUGCGGUAACCAAAUUGGUGCCGCUUUCUGGCAAACCAUCUCCGGUGAACAUGGCCUCGAUGGCGCCGGCUACUACAACGGAUCCUCCGAUAUCCAGCUUGAGCGCAUGAACGUCUACUUCAAUGAGGCUACCGAAAAGAAAUAUGUGCCCCGUGCUGUCCUCGUUGACCUCGAGCCCGGUACCAUGGACGCCGUCCGUGCUGGUCCGUUUGGCCAGCUCUUCCGUCCAGACAACUUCGUUUUCGGCCAGUCUGGUGCCGGUAAUAACUGGGCCAAGGGCCAUUACACUGAGGGAGCUGAGCUAGUGGACCAGGUCAUCGACGUCGUCCGUCGUGAAGCUGAAGGCUGUGAUUGCCUCCAGGGCUUCCAGAUCACUCACUCUCUUGGUGGUGGUACUGGCGCUGGUAUGGGUACCUUAUUGAUUUCCAAGAUCCGUGAGGAAUUCCCAGACCGUAUGAUGGCAACUUUCUCCGUCGUCCCUUCGCCAAAGGUUUCUGACACCGUUGUUGAGCCUUACAAUGCUACCCUCUCCAUCCAUCAGCUCGUUGAGCACUCCGACGAGACUUUCUGUAUUGAUAACGAGGCUCUGUAUGAUAUCUGCAUGCGGACUCUCAAACUCUCUGAGCCAUCUUAUGGUGACCUCAACCAUCUCGUCUCCGCCGUCAUGUCCGGUGUGACCACGUGCCUGCGGUUCCCCGGUCAGCUCAACUCUGACCUUCGGAAACUCGCUGUGAACAUGGUUCCCUUCCCUCGUCUCCACUUCUUCAUGGUCGGAUUCGCUCCUCUGACCAGCCGUGGUGCAUACUCCUUCCGCGCUGUCACCGUUCCGGAGUUGACCCAGCAGAUGUACGACCCUAAGAACAUGAUGGCUGCUUCUGACUUCCGUAACGGCCGCUACCUUACCUGCUCCGCUAUCUUCCGUGGUAAGGUUUCCAUGAAGGAAGUCGAGGAUCAGAUGCGCAACGUCCAAAACAAGAACCACACCUAUUUCGUUGAGUGGAUCCCCAACAAUGUCCAGACCGCUCUCUGUUCCAUUCCACCUCGCGGCCUCAAGAUGUCAUCUACCUUCGUUGGAAAUUCAACCUCCAUCCAGGAGCUCUUCAAGCGUGUCGGUGACCAGUUCACUGCUAUGUUCAGGCGCAAGGCUUUCUUGCACUGGUACACUGGAGAGGGUAUGGAUGAGAUGGAGUUCACGGAGGCAGAGAGCAAUAUGAAUGAUCUCGUUUCUGAGUAUCAGCAGUAUCAGGAUGCUAGUAUCUCGGAGGGAGAGGAUGAGUAUGCCGAGGAAGAGGUUCUUGAGGGCGAGGAGUAAAGGGGAUAAUAGGAAAGCAACUUCAAGAGAAAUCAACGUAUAGCGAAGCGAGCGUACGAGGCCCGCAUUUUUGAAACCAAUUCAUCAAUUCUUUUUAGUUUUGUUUUUAGUUUUCUUGUUCAUUCAUUCAAUUAAUUUAUGUUCUGUGUUCUCUUGUUUUCUUUUUUCCAGAAGCGAUAAAAUCAAUUCUUUUUAUACCUGGACUACAAAUCAUGAUAAAGUAUCACCGCUUUUGUGUCAGUUAUUCAUGGGAUAUGAAAAGUUUCACAUAUGAUAUAUUGUAUGUUCUUAUGUGUAGCCCUGACUUCAUGAAAGGGAGUGGUAGGUAAUAAAUAGUACGUUGUAUAUGAUAUGGCU